GAUUGAUAUCUUUGAGUAGUUUAUGGCUGGUGCGUUGAAAUGUCCUGUCAAAUAAAAACUUUCUCUUAUUUUGCUGAUAUAGAUAACGUUAAACGAUUUCUGUUUCCAAACUUUCUAGAAGAUGAGUGGGACUGGCCCGAGGACGAUGUCAAUGACAAUGCGGUUGUCAACAAUGACAAAGAAUCGGCAUGGCUUCAGGAAUGUCAUGUCUCGUUGUCUCCAUUCGGGGAUGUUCUAGCCAUAGCACGUAAAUCGACGCUUGUCAUUCUCAUGUCGAAAUGGGAUACUCAAGAACAGGGCGAAGUGAAAAUGAAAUUUCAUGUUGUAUGGCAUGGAAAUCCGUGUAAGGAAGAAGAUGAAGAGAUCACUGCUGUUCUGUGCCUGCCAGUGAUAGCACCAGGGAAGAGUUCACAUGUUGCACCCGACUGGACCUGUAUAGCAGUAGGUUUUUCUACUGGGUUUUUGCGGCUUUAUAGUGAAACUGUAAAUCUACUAGCAGAAGAGCUGCUUCAUGAUGAACCAGUAACUUCAUUAAAAUGCCAGUCAUUUCAUCCUGCAAGAGGUGGCAUGGUACAAGAACAGGUGGAGGAAGUUUAUGUAGCGUACAACACUGUUAUUUGCAGUCUACCAGGAUUUGGUUUGUUCCAGUCACUAAGAGCCUGCCGUAAUCAGUUAGCACGUGUGAAAGCUAACUGUGCAGAGGUUUUAAAAGCUCCACCUCUGAUGUACAAGAAAUGGGGUUUUCAGGAGCAAGAAGUGACAGCAGACAGUGAAAUGGUGGGCAUUUCCACUGCAAAUACUUUCGAUCACUUGGUGACAGCAUCACUGUGUGGUGGCUUUGGAGCAUAUUACAGAUCUAGUGCACCCCAAACAUUGCUUGUUGUUGGAGCUGGCAAGAAACCUUUCGUUGGAUUUCAUUAUGCACUAGAAGGAGGGCCACAGCCAGUUCUAACUGACAUGGCCAAAGCUGUUGCCACCAAAUUAAAGACAGCCAUUGGACAAGCUGUGCCUUUCAGUGGAUGGUGGUCAGGUGCAAAGAAGGCAAAUGGUGCUGAGCGCCCAAAGGAUAAAGUUGCACUAGAGGCUGUGGAACCAAUGGUUUGUAGGUUUGGUCUGUGUGAUCAGAUGAGGAAUGGUGAUAAAGUUAUUAUUUCUCCAAAUAGAAGACUGUCUGUUGUAACAGACAGUCUUGGAAGAAUUGUUUUAAUAGACAAUCAUAAAGGAAUUGCACUUCGUAUGUGGAAAGGUUACCGUGAAGCCCAGUGCAGUUGGAUUGAAGUUCAAGAAGAGAUAAGACAGCGAAGCACUGGCAUACAGCCUCGUUUAGCUCUUUUCCUAGUUAUUUUUUCACCAAAGAGGGGCAGUAUUGAAAUUUGGGCAAUGGAGCAAGGUCCAAAGGUUGCCACAUUCAAAGUCAGUGCACAUGGACGGUUAUUAUAUUUAGGUCAUGGAUUUAUGGGACUCAAUAAUACUUCAAUGAAAGGUGGUAACAGAAGUCAAUUCCCAUGUGUUUUCAUUGAUUCUAGUGGCUCACUGAAUGAAAUUAUAGUUCCUUUCCACUUUGCACUCAGUGAUAAAAACAGCAGAAGAGCGCGAGAUUUGCAUCUGUUGAAAAAAUUGAAAACAUUCUUAAAAGAAGUUGAUUUUGAAGAUGACAGAUUGCUGGAAGAAGUACAAAAAACAAUGAGUGAACUGAAAACAAAUGAGAUCAGGCUGCAAGCUAUUGAAAUGCUGUCUUCUAAUAAGUAUAGCAUUCCAGAAGCUUUAGAAAUUGCUUUAAAUGAAUGCGUGGAUAAACUUUCUGUCCAAGAUCCGGAAACACUUGACCAUACAGGAAAGCUGCUCCUGCGAACCACACAAAACCUGCAGAAGUUAGUGUCUUUCUAUCAAUUUGUUAGACAACAGCAAGACAAACCUCCAUCAUAUAAUGCAGUAGUUGCCACUGAUCUGAAGACCCCACAGGAUCUGUCUGGUCUGCUCAGAGCUCCUGAACGGGAGAUGAACAGCUUACUCAGUCUGCUGGCAACAAUUGAUACAGUUGAGGGCAAAUCACCAAGAAAUUUUGAGGCAAGAGUUGGUUUCCCAGAUGAUAAGAGUGCCUUUGUGGACUUCCUAUCCAGCUUUGAAAUAAAUAAUGUUACAAAUAAUGCAGCCUCAGCAAAUAAUGUCAGUUUGAAGAAGGAUACUCCUGAGGACAAAAUUAAAAGGAUAAGCAACCUAGUGUAUCAAGGCAGCUUGUACAGUGAUGUAACAGUUGACACAUGGCGGGCAGCUGCUGCUACGAGCGGAAUAGAGCCACUUAACCUCAUGCAACUUGCACUGCAAUUCUGGUUGCAGAAACGAGAAGGUGCUGCUCUCCAGGCAGAAAUGCUGAGAUUUAUGGAUCUUUUGCAGGCAAUAUGUUCUUUGACAGAUGUGAAUCAUAUUUGUACUGAGUACAAUGAAGUAUCACCCUGGUGGCAAGAAGUACGGGCUGUGCUGACAGACUCAACAAAUCCAUUUAUGGCACUAACAGGUGCUAUAAUUUGUCGUGCUGUUGCGAUUUCACUUGAAAAAAUUAAGGAACUAGGAAACAAGAACUCUGCAAAAGAUGCUGCUGUUGCAAGUAAUAGUGUGUCUGAAGAAAUGUCACUGACACCAGAUGAUGAAAUGCGGAGCUCUGCAAGUGAAUGGGAAAAUGUGUCACGAGACAUAUGUCAGUGGUCUCUUUUAAUUGGACAACUUGAAGAUGUAGCUUUGCUUGAUGCCGUUCUUAGGCAAAAACCUCUAGUUAAUGAAGGACUGGCAGCUGCUAUGAGAAAUCCUGGAAAGGGUCUUCUAGUCUUACCCUUUACCAAACCCAUAAUUUCACUUAAUUAUGUUCUGGAAAAAGGAAAAGGCUCUAUCUCAGAACUAGUCGCCCGCUGGCUAAGCUCAGCAGGUCUGGAAGCAGCAUCGCUAGUGGAUUUGAGGGAUGCAGAAUUUGACGCACUGGAAUUACAGCAAGGUGCAGCAGCCCAAGCACCUCUAAGUGAUGAGGAUAUGCCUUCACGAAAGGAGCGACUCAUCUCUCAUCAAAUCACAGAAGGAGAUAAAGUAGAAGCUGAUCCAGGGAUGGAAGCUGCAGCCGCGGAUGAGAGGCAGCUAAGGGUACUCGAAUUCCUGGCAAUCUUAAAACACCAUUUUCCUUAUAGUUUGUCAUCAAGUAUACUCUUAGCCAAUCUUUGUUGGGAAUACAUUCUUCACUGGCAACAUAAUCCCGACAACAUGGUAGCACUUCAUUCAGCAAUACAUUGCCUUAAUAUCAUUCCAUCUGUCCACAUGAAGCAUGGAAUAUGCAGCCUUAUAUGGUCAAUGCAUCUGAAACAGAGAUUUGAGUCUGCUGCUAAGUUGAUACACAAAGCAGGAAAAAUUCCAAAAGAAACAAACUGUUAUCAGGAUGUUGGAAUAUCAGACAUUCAUAUGACAGAAUUCCUUGGAACAAGUGCUGACUUCCUGAAUCUUUUCAUGGAUGCAGUCACAGGUAGCACAGGCACUUCGUGUGUUCUGAGGAUGUUGAGAAGUGAAGAGCUGUGGCACUCUGAUGCUGGUCCCCCUCCACUGGCUCAGCUUGCUCUCUCCCAGUCGCUAGCAAACUUUGACCUUGUGCACUUACACCGGCAGCUAGCAACAGCACUGCAGAUGAUGAUGGCAUUCAGUAUGAGGCUGCCACGACCAAUUGCAACACUUUUUGACACAAUGAGCCAGGCAGCAAUGUUUACAGAUAUGAGCUCAAACCCCCAACUACCUGGGCACUCACCUAAUCCAAAGUUACUGAACAGCCGUACACAGUUCCUCCUGCGAGUCAUUUCAGCUGCUAUGCAGAUGAUACGGCCUGUUGAUGGACUGGAAGAUGCCACUUCAUCCAAGGGAGUACAGCUUGAUACCACAGCUGCUGUACAGUGGAUGAGUAAAUGCUAUUAUCUUGCUUCUGUCUGGGGUGUAUAUAGUGAUGACUUAAGGAGACAUCAAGUAUGUGAACUUUAUGCCAGUGGCUAUGAUAGACUGGCAGAAGAAAUAUUGCCUGCUGUGAAUGAUGUGGAAAAGUUAGCAUCGCAGUUGCUGCUAAUUGUAGGACAACGGCUAAGGAAGCUUCUAACAUCAUCAGAAAACUUUUGUGAUCGUCUUUCCCGUAUAAGUCCUUCAUUAUCUAUUUGGUUGGACAGUUUGAAUGGACUUUCACUCCGCUCAGUGGCAAUGUGCUCAGUGAGGGAUACAUCACAGCUGUUGGCACAGGCAGUUCAACAUAUGUCAGAUGAUCAUCCUGAGUACCAGUUAGCUCUCCACAUGGUGGACGCUAUACAUGACCUGUCAGAUGAUGUGGACCUCACCUCGUGACAGUAAUACUUCUGGAACAUAGGAAUAAUUGUAACAGCCAAUGCCAUGUUAAUGAGACUAGUGCAUUUUAUAUUUAUAGUUAGUCUUAUCUUUUCCAUCACACUUCUUGUCACUUCAUGCUGAUCUUAGUUAGCAUUGUAUCUCUUCAAGCAUCCGACUUCUCGUAUCUCAAACCCACUCAUUUACUUAUGGAUAACUUUAUAUGUUUCUUGUUAUUUCCCCUGUCUUCGUCCAUAUUCCAUAGAAGGGAUAGUUAAACAACAAUCACUGUAAAGACAAAUAUCCAAAAAUCAAUUGUCGCAUUCCUUUAGCAUUUUUAUCAUUUGACUUUUGAAUGUAUUAUUAAGCAGUAAUCGAUAACAUUCUCUCUUUCUCUCUCUCUCUC
Schistocerca piceifrons (Central American locust) is the source of this 4741-nucleotide messenger RNA. It is a transcript of the gene Rab3-GAP, whose product is annotated as rab3 GTPase-activating protein non-catalytic subunit. Gene Ontology annotation, biological process: regulation of GTPase activity. Bases 40 to 4356 code for a protein of 1438 amino acids. NCBI's taxonomy places the organism in Eukaryota, Metazoa, Arthropoda, Insecta, Orthoptera, Acrididae. The transcript is spliced from 25 exons. The record is from RefSeq and is a predicted model, not a curated record.